CGAGGAACAAUGACACGCUUAAUUAAGGUCACAAUUGAGUGCAGUUUGGACUUGGAACAUUGAGCUCGAGGCACCAAUCACCUGUCCCGAGAAAUGACCAGAGAGGGGUGAGAGCAGAGGACGAAACGCCAACUACUAACUUGUCUGCCUCACAUAGGCAGUGGCGUGCUGCUCUUAUGGAAGAUUUGGCUCUCUUUCCAUCUCUCGGAGAUCUCUCCCUCUAUCCUUCCUUCUGUCAGUUCUUACUCCCGAUCUUGUAGCGGCACUUUCUUCCAAUAAUUAACGAGCUCAACGAUGGCGAUGACGAUGAAAUCAUUCUUCAAAGGGCUGAAGACAAUCUCCCAAAUAUUCGCUCACAGGGAGCAUGAGAUGGAGAUGGAAAUCGGGAACCCUACGGACGUGAGGCAUCUGUCCCACGUAGGUCUGGGCACCGCAGAUGCAUGCCCAAGCUGGAUGAGUGAGUACAGAGGGAUGGAUCAGGAGUUGUCGGCAGGGUCAGUGGUGCAGUCAAGGCAUACCUCCUGGGCCUCCUUAGACUUCGAGCAGACACCGAGAGCAACCACCACGCUGCCCGUGGAAGAACAACUCUACCCGGCCGACAGCUCCGGCGCCGGCCAGGACCCAGCUGCUGGAGCCCCUAAUAAGAACCCGCCGCCGCAUACGACGACGACGAGGAAGAGGAACAGGAAAGCCAGCAGGGCCUCAUCGUCCUCCUCUUCGUUCGCCACAGCACUGGGCGAUCUCAGCGAGCCGCAUCCUCACGGCCACGGGCCGGCGCCGCUGCGUACCGCGAGUUGCCGAGCCAGCUGCUAGAGUCUUUCCGUGGGUUUUGUUUUGUACUCCCUCCGAUCCUAAAUUCUUCUCUCAUAUUUGCCCAAAUAUGAAUAUAUCUAUUUUUAAAAAGUGUUUAGAUAUAUAUAAUAUUUUAACAACAAUUUAGGACAGAAGUGAGUACUACAUUAUAUGAAUUUUAAUGGAUCGAAGGCAUCGAUGGAUCAGGCCCUGCUAGAUCAAAA
This is a messenger RNA of Brachypodium distachyon (stiff brome), 1016 nucleotides long. Its product is annotated as CRIB domain-containing protein RIC10. The record is from RefSeq and is a predicted model, not a curated record. The coding region runs from base 295 to 813 and encodes 172 amino acids. NCBI's taxonomy places the organism in Eukaryota, Viridiplantae, Streptophyta, Magnoliopsida, Poales, Poaceae. The transcript is spliced from 4 exons.